AUGAUUGAACAGACAAGUGAAGUCGGUCACCUCAAGAUUCGAGCUUGCUUGCUGCUGGUGGUGUGCCUGUGGCAAUGGACACAGCAAACUCUGGCAACGCCGUGCCAGGACGGUGAACUGAGAAUAAUCAGUAAAGACAAAAUGAAAUGCUGCCCCAAAUGCAGCUCAGACAAAGAUGACGGCAUAUGUCAAAACACCCAGGACCACGAAUGCAAAUGUCGUCAGGGAUACAGCUGUACUGAUAGUGCAUGUCACUACUGCAAAAAGCUGCCUGAAUGCGCAGAGGGCGAGGAGCUGGUUAAGCUUGGCGUUUUAGACUUCACGUUCAAAUGUAAACCGUGUGAGAUAGGAACCUAUUCUAAUGUUAAGAAUGGCAGGUGCCAUAACUGGACUGAUUGCGAAAGUUCUGGGUUUCUAACAAUCAAGCAAGGCAACAGUACACAUAAUGCAAUGUGUGGUUUCCCUACUAAAGAUUUGGAGAAAGCUCCUGUUACGAAUGACUCUCUGUAUAUCACCAUCCUGGCCAUCCUUACUGCAGUGGCUGUAUUCGUUCUCAUCUUGCUGACCUUCUUCUUGCAUUUCUGCAUAUGGUCACUGAAGAAAGAAAAAUACCCCACAGCUGACAAUCUGGAACCUAACUUCCCUAGGCUGAUGGGGGCUCCACAGCUGUCACACCAUAGAGAAGAGACUUACAGCUGCCAGUUUCCAGAAGAAGAACAUGGAGACAAAACACCAGAAGAAAAGUCUUGCUAUUUCCACCCUCAGAGUCUACCAUGA
This is a messenger RNA of Balearica regulorum gibbericeps (East African grey crowned-crane), 777 nucleotides long. NCBI's taxonomy places the organism in Eukaryota, Metazoa, Chordata, Aves, Gruiformes, Gruidae. The record is from RefSeq and is a predicted model, not a curated record.